Molecule: messenger RNA, 1565 nt
Organism: Rhododendron vialii
Lineage: Eukaryota; Viridiplantae; Streptophyta; Magnoliopsida; Ericales; Ericaceae
Product: probable serine/threonine-protein kinase PBL16
Exons: 6
Coding region: 75-1127 (350 amino acids)
Biological process (GO): protein phosphorylation
Molecular function (GO): protein kinase activity; ATP binding
Source: RefSeq, a predicted model, not a curated record
CGAUCAACCAAUCACUGCAGCAAAAUCGAAUAAAGCUGCAGUUCCAGCAACGAUCGGCGGCGAUAAGAACCGGAAUGGAACCGGUUAGUGAUUUGGAACCAGGUCGUGAUUUGGUUGCGUACACCUAUGAAUCUUUGGAGUCUUUCACUGACGGAUUCAGCCCAGAAAACUAUGUUGGGAAUACCCAAUACGGAAAACUGUACCGGGGACAAAUCCAGAAAGGUUUGGAGACACUGGGGGUUAUUGUGAAAAUUUGGGUUGAUGAUUCCGCUCCAUAUCCAACAACUGCAGAACAUCAACUAUCUAGAUGGCAGAAUGAAAUCAAGCUAUUGACAGAAUCAGAUGUGAAAAGUCAUCCAAACGUGGCAAAGUUGAUUGGAUUCUGUAGUGACAAUGGCAAGCUUGGUGUUGUCUAUGAGUUACAAGCAAUUGACUCUCUACGGAACCUAAUUCGUAAAGAUGAUUUUAAAUGGAUUGCUCGGAUCAAGGUAGCACUUGGGUUUGCACGCCUACUUGAAUUUUUGCAUGACCAGGGACACUGGCUUCACAACAUUAGUUCUGCUCAUUUAAUGGUUGAACAGAAUUUCAAUCCAAGAUUAGUUGACUUCAGUAUGCUGGUUGGUGGAGUUUUUGGUGGAACUCACCAUAGGAAUGAAGUGGGGAGUGUAGGCCAUGUUGAUCCCCAUGCCUGUGAGGGAGGUGGUUGGUCAGACAAAACAGAUGUUUUUGCAUAUGGAGUUGUACUUCUUGGGUUUAUUGCCAAAAGAGUAUAUGACAAAAAGGACCAUCAGCGUCUGGGACAGUUCGCCAACGUUGAUUUCUGGGCCUGGGUAGAGUACAGUAAAAGAACCCCGCCAAAGUGUUGGCCAUUUCACAAAAAAGCGAGAAUCCCUUUAUUUUUGGGAGAUUACAAAGAGCGCAAGUCUGUGUCACUUGUGGAUGAAAGCCUUAAGAGUGAUCCAUUCUUUGAUGCUCAUGAUGGAGUAGAAAUCACGAAGCUGGCGAUGCGUUGUGUGGAUCGGUGGCCAGAGCAGCGGCCAACCAUGAAAGAAGUAGUUUGUUGUUUGCGAAAACUAAAGGUGGUUAAUUCUAUUGGUGACGUGCUAGGGAGAGAGGAGCAUCCCUGAGAUUGUUGUUGGUGAUGAUGCUAUCCUCCACCAUGAGAAUCCCAGUAACCAUGCUACAUCGAUUCAUGGAUCAAAGCUGUGCAGGUACUACGAACUAUGAAUCACAGUAAUUUUCUUUCCUGUUAAUCUGUGUUCUUAGUAUGGUGCUGCCGCUCAUGUUACUGCAAAUGUAAAAACUUGUCCAUAACUUCGGACUUUUUGUGAUUCUGUCUCAGUUCAGACUACUUGUGGAAUGAGGAGUAAGUCAUGUAUAUUGCAUGGGCUGGGUGUGGUGAUGAGGUUGAUUUAGUUACUGUUAAGCUGGUUAUGCUUCUUGAUUUUUGAAUUAUGAUGCGAUUGCAUAGAGGUAUCUGAGGUGAGUCGACCAUUCAGUCACUUAGCCUAUCAUUCAAGUCCCCUAAAAAAUUUACGGACUAUUGUAUGGAGGUCACGUUUUGU